AUGACUAAUGACAAUAGUGGCAUCUGGGUCCUAGGCUAUGGGUCACUCAUUUACAAGCCUCCGCCUCACUACACGCAUAGAAUACCUGCAGUUAUCCACGGUUUUGUUCGUCGGUUUUGGCAGAGUUCCACCGAUCAUAGGGGUACGCCUGAGAACCCUGGUAGGGUGGCUACGCUGAUCCCGUAUGAGGAAAUUCUAAGUCAGACUGGCUUUUUAAAGAAUGUGAAUCUUUAUAGUCAGAGCGCGCCCAUUCAGGGCCCAGACGACUUAAUUACCAUAGGAAUAGUGUACUAUAUUCCAGGAGAACACGCCGAAAAGGUCAGAGGGUAUCUGGAUAUUAGGGAACAGAAUGGGUAUACUCUGCACCAGGUUGAAGUGCAUCUGGAGACCAACCGGGAGCACGAGGCAGAAUUGGGUGAAGCACUAGAAAAAUUGCCCUGCCAUGAUAAAACGGGUAAACGAGUUUUACUCACCACUGUGUAUAUUGGCACUGUUGACAACGAGGCCUUUGUUGGACCAGAGACCGUGGAUGAAACUGCGAAAGUCAUCGCUUCGUCGCAUGGACCCAGUGGUUCUAACUAUGAAUACCUUGCCAAACUGCAGCAAGCGCUAGAGCAAAUGGCCUUGGCAAAAGAACAAAGGGUAAUUACCGACCAUUAUCUUACUGCUCUACUUGAGAGUGUCAAUAAGUACUAUAAAUAA
Messenger RNA from Saccharomyces mikatae IFO 1815, 702 nucleotides. It is a transcript of the gene GCG1, whose product is annotated as gamma-glutamylcyclotransferase. The coding region runs from base 1 to 702 and encodes 233 amino acids. Gene Ontology annotation, cellular component: cytoplasm. Gene Ontology annotation, molecular function: gamma-glutamylcyclotransferase activity; glutathione specific gamma-glutamylcyclotransferase activity. The transcript has a single exon. NCBI's taxonomy places the organism in Eukaryota, Fungi, Ascomycota, Saccharomycetes, Saccharomycetales, Saccharomycetaceae. Gene Ontology annotation, biological process: glutathione catabolic process. The record is from RefSeq and is a predicted model, not a curated record.